Molecule: messenger RNA, 769 nt
Organism: Amphimedon queenslandica
Lineage: Eukaryota; Metazoa; Porifera; Demospongiae; Haplosclerida; Niphatidae
Exons: 4
Source: RefSeq, a predicted model, not a curated record
CGCAGAGCUAAUUAGGACGACUGGCAGGGGAUUUCCCCUUACUGUGUUCUGGCUGUCCUCCCUUUAUCUCUCUUUCGUUCCUCUUCCCCACUGAAUCUGAGUCAUUAUGAACUUAGAAACGUCGUUGGUGGCUGCCGAAAGAGGGUCCACUAAAGUCUACAACUGGGACUUUGCCGGGGGCAAGUGGGUCAACUUCUCGCCCACGCACAAGUACAGCUUCAUCAAGAUCGUCCAGAAGAAAACACUGUCUGGCAACGAGUUUUUUGUGGUGAUAGAACCAGAUGAAACCGAUAAUACACUAAGGUUCCAUCUGCCCACUGAUGUACAAGUCACAAAAACUGGUGACAUGAUUCAGUUUGCAGUACCUGAUCCACAAGAUCCUACCGGUGGAAAACUCAUUGCCAUCAAAUUUGAAAACAAAGAUUUAGAGAAACAAUUUACAAUGACGGCCAGUCGAAGAAUAAACGGCUUUAUGGCUAUCAAACCAGCUCAAGCUCCUGGUGAAGGAUCUAGCAGUGGUCAAAGAUCAAAUGAUUUGAAUAAACCUCUAGAGGUUAAGAAGCAGAGACCUGUUUAUGAAAAUACCUUUAGCACUGAUAGAUAUGACGGCUCAAGCUAUCAGUCUCCUACUCUUCCUUCAACUGGGACUGGAGGAGCUGGAAGGACUCAACCACAUCAUCGUCCAUCCACUGCAGCUGUUCCUGCUAAACCAGCUGUUGAAACAAAGAGUAAUAGAUCAGGAGAAAUUGGACAAUACCACCAACAACCA